CUGUCUAAAUCCAGGAAGUGUAAAGGGUGCUAAAAACUCCGCAGAUAAUGGGCAAAAAUGCCUGACCAGAACAGCUGACAUAGAGAUUUUUAACCGUUUCCACUGUCGUCGUAAUUACACAAGCUACAUCCAGCCGCGUAUCCAUCAACACUUCAUUUGUUGGCGGGUUUGAUCCUCUGACUGGACAGGACCGUCUGAAGAGAGGAGCCGUCCUGGGCGUGUUUGCUCUAAGAUCUGUGUAUUUGAUGUGCAUGGCCCUUGGUGUGGGAGCACCAUGAGCGGGGAGCCUGAUGCCUUGGCUGUGGUGAAUCAGCUGAGGGACUUAGCUGCUGACCCCCUCAACAGGAGAGCUAUUGUUGAAGAUAAAGGCUGCUUGUCAGGCCUCAUUCUCUUCUUCGAUCACCCCAGUCCACAAGUCGUCUACUCUGCGCUAUUGGCAGUGCGCUACCUGGCAGAAUGCCGCUCCAACAGGGAGAAGAUGAAGGACGAGCUGGGAAUGAUGCUGAGCCUGCAGAACGUCAUGCAGAAGGGCACGUCGCCAGGAGAAACCAAGCUACUAGCUUCUGAGAUCUACGAGAUCCUGCAGAACUCCAGCAGUACAGAAGCCGAACAGGCAGAAGCAGCCGCCUCUUGCAGAAAAAAAGCACAGUUUUUCCUGGGCUCAACGAACAAACGGGCCAAAACAGUGGUGCUUCAGAUCGAUGGACUUGAUGAUUCGGCUCGGAGGAGUCUUUGUGAAGAAGCCCUGCUAAAGAUCAAAGGUGUCAUCAGCUUUACCUUCCAGAUGGCUGUGAAGAGAUGUGUGGUGAGGAUCCGAUCAGACUUGAAGGCUGAGGCCUUGGGAACUGCUAUAGCUUCAACCAAAGUCAUGAAAAAACAUCAAACAUUGCUCUCUUUCCCUCCCAUCCAGAUUGUAAUCCCAUUCCAAGAGGACUCAGAUGUGGUGGUCGAGCAGAACAUAAAUUUGCCGGAUUAUCUGCCUGAGGACGAGAGCCCGUCUCAGGAGCAGCACAAGGCUGUGACACGACUGGGCUCCAUGCAGGAUGGCGUGAGCUGGCUGAGCACAGCCGCCAACUUCCUGUCCCGCUCAUUUUACUGGUGACCCCACGACUCCCCGCAUGCCCCGCACCUUUACAACUCUACAUGCCAGACUGCAGAGCGCAUCCGCAAUAAACUUAUAACCUUGUUCCAACUUUAAAAAAGGCCACAACCGGUGGCUGUAAAUGGUAUGCGAUCCAACCUGCUCCUGAAACUCACGUUAGCGCUGCAUACACACCACACAAGACACUAAAACCUGAGAGCAACCGGGAGAAGUUCACAGAAAGUAUUUCAUGUGUAUAUCUGCUCUCUCUUAUUCACCCUUUUGUUUGGUCGGGGGAAGGUUUUCAAACGAUUCGCCACAGAUUCUCCUUGCGGGUUUGUUUCUGUUGAGACUAAACAAAACCUUGGGGGGUUCGCUAGGCGGUUCGUACAUUUUCUACAAAUUUGGGUGCUUUCUGAUGUGUUCUAACCCUUCAUCUCAGCUUUCUUGUACAUUUUUAAACAACUUAUUUUGUUUUUCGUUUAUUUGAUAGUCCUAAUACCACUUUAUUAAUCAACACUUUUCAAAGCAUGGCGUAUUUUUAAUGCCUUUUUUUUUUUUGAACCAGUUUCUUCUGUGUGUGCCUUUGCUAUGUAGCAUGUUGAUUAAUUUUCUCAGUUUUAAAUCCUCUUUAUUUGCUUCGUCUGAACUUCUAAAGCCUUCUGAAGACGUGAUUUUUUUUUUUUUUUUUUUUUUUUUUUUUUUUAGGUUUGAAAUGUGUAGCGAUGGUUCACUCUUCCUCACAGAACUGAUUUCACAUAAAACUCAAAUAAAACACCAGCACUGGUUGGUGUGUGGUAAUAAUAAUUAAAGGAAUACUCCACCACAAAA
Molecule: messenger RNA, 1912 nt
Organism: Cyprinus carpio (common carp)
Lineage: Eukaryota; Metazoa; Chordata; Actinopteri; Cypriniformes; Cyprinidae
Gene: armc1
Product: armadillo repeat containing 1
Exons: 7
Coding region: 275-1102 (275 amino acids)
Molecular function (GO): metal ion binding
Source: RefSeq, a predicted model, not a curated record